AUGAAGAUCAAAACGCUCUAUGGCAAAACUGUAGUUGUAAAGUAUGAUUGCCAAGAGUUCCAAGAGUCGACCGUCCUGGAUCUGAAAAAGUCCAUAGAAGAGAAGGAAGGAACCCCUACAGGGCCCACGCCUGCCUCAGCCUCACACCUCAGCCUCACCUCAGCCUCUCCUCACCUCACCCUCACCUCACCCUCACCUCAGCCUCACCUCACCUCAGCCUCACCUCAGCCUCCCCUCAGCCUCACCUCAGCCUCACCUCAGCCUCACCUCACCUCAGCCUCACCUCAGCCUCAGCCUCUCCUCAGCCUCACCUCAGCCUCACCUCAGCCUCACCUCAGCCUCACCUCACCUCAGCCUCACCUCAGCCUCACCUCAGCCUCACCUCACCUCAGCCUCACCUCACCUCAGCCUCCCCUCAGCCUCACCUCAGCCUCUCCUCACCUCACCCUCACCUCACCCUCACCUCAGCCUCACCUCAGCCUCCCCUCAGCCUCACCUCACCCUCCCCUCAGCCUCAACUCAGCCUCACCCUCAUCUCACCCUCACCUCACCCUACCCUCAGCCUCACCUGAGCCUCCCCUCAGCCUCACCUCACCUCAGCCUCCCCUCAGCCUCACCUCACCCUCUCCUCAGCCUCCCCUCAGCCUCCCCUCAGCUUCAUCUACUCCCUUCCAGCCGCGUAUCAGCCGGCUCCACUGCACGGCUCCACUGCACGGCUCCACUGCACGGCUCCACUGCACGGCUCCACUGCACGGCUCCACUGCACGGCUCCACUGCACGGCUCCACUGCACGGCCCCUCUGCACGGCCCCACUGCACGGCCCCUCUGCACGGCCCCUCUGCACGGCCCCUCUGCACGGCUCCACUGCACAGCGCUCUGUCAACCUUUUGUUCCCCGCUGGUGCUGGGGGGUCUGGUGUCAGUCUAA
Messenger RNA from Knipowitschia caucasica, 927 nucleotides. The record is from the annotation of a GenBank genome assembly. NCBI's taxonomy places the organism in Eukaryota, Metazoa, Chordata, Actinopteri, Gobiiformes, Gobiidae.